Anarrhichthys ocellatus (wolf-eel) is the source of this 4651-nucleotide messenger RNA. RefSeq names its product oxidative stress induced growth inhibitor family member 2 (gene osgin2). Gene Ontology annotation, biological process: negative regulation of cell growth. NCBI's taxonomy places the organism in Eukaryota, Metazoa, Chordata, Actinopteri, Perciformes, Anarhichadidae. The transcript has 5 exons. Bases 216 to 1952 code for a protein of 578 amino acids. The record is from RefSeq and is a predicted model, not a curated record. Gene Ontology annotation, molecular function: growth factor activity.
CUCUCUGUGUGUGUGUGUGUGUGUGUGUGAGAGAGAGAGAGAUGACGAGAGAGAGAAAGAGGUUGGCUUAUUAUCUCAUGAAAGAGCCCGGACAGUUCCUCCCACCGGUGUCCGUCUAUUUAUACAAACGCAGCCGUGGGUCGUGAUAACAGCACGCAACUGGGACAUACAGAGAUACAUCACAACGAGUGCCGGCUCUGGCCCAGGCUGCAGCCAUGCCUCUUUUGGAAGAGACCACUCUGCCACAAGAGCACCCACCCACUUUCCCUGUGGUUAUCAUCGGUAACGGCCCAUCAGGCAUUUGUUUGUCCUACCUGCUGAGUGGCCACAAGCCCUACCUAGAUACAGCAGCUGUGCACCCAAACCCAAUACUUUACAGGAAACUGCAGGAGACCAAGCACCUAUCCAUCACUGAACAGGUAAAAACACCCAUUAAUUCCUUGCACAUAGGAUCACAGUCACUCAGGUGUGUCAUGAUAAUAACUUGUUUUUUGCAGGAUCUGGAAUAUUUAAGUGAAGGUCUCGAGGGGAGGUCAAGGAACCCUGUAGCUGUGCUUUUUGACACACUUCUGCACCCCAAUGCUGACUUUGGCUACGAGUUCCCCCCUGUCCUUCAGUGGAGGAGGGACAAGAAGCAACACAUCCCACAUCUGGUGCUGGGGAGGGCAACGCCUGGAGGUGCUUGGCAUGCAAUGGAGGGCUCAAUGCUGACUAUUAGUCUUGGCAUCUGGAUGGAGCUUCCCGGGGUUAACUACAGGGACUUGACCAACGGGAAACACAGGGAUGUAACCAGUGACAGAGCCACCCCAGAGGAGAUCUCAUCCUAUUACCGUAACUAUGUGAAGCUAAAGGGCCUUCAAAAGAAUUUUGUUGACAACACCUACGUGACCUCUGUCCAGAAACUCUGCCGGGGGCACGAGGCGGAAGGUCUGGAAAAUAGGCACAGUGAUCAAGUAGAUGGAGGGGUGGGAGAAGGGUUUGAGGGAAAUGGAGUUGAGUGUCUAAAUAAUGGAGGAGGGGGGGCUCUCUGGGAAGUAAGGGGAUACCAGCAGGUGCAGAACAACACUCAUGUGCCCUUCUCUCUGUUUGCUGAGAAUGUAGUAGUGGCCACUGGUGCGUCCGAUUCGCCAGUUCGAUUAGGCGGAGAGGGGGAGGACCUACCAUUUGUAUUCCACAGCAUCUCAGACCUGGGUUUGGCCGUAAGCCAGAGAAAACUGGAUAUGCACUCUGAUCCGGUUUUAAUUGUAGGUGCCGGUUUAAGUGCUGCCGAUGCAGUUCUGUGCGCUUGUAACAGCCACAUCAGAGUGCUGCAUGUCUUUCGUAAGAGCGUAGACGACUCAGACCUCAUCUUCAAACAGCUGCCCAAGACCCUGUACCCGGAGUACCACAAAGUCUACCACAUGAUGUGUUCUCAGACCUACACAAACGUGGCUCCCUCCUCUGCUUUAAACAGACCCCAGGCAGUAAGUAUUGCCUCUUCAGUGUGUGCCAAGAUGUGCCCAAAGCCCCAACUUGCCGCAGGUAACAUGGCUGGUAAUGGCAGCGUCAGCCUGUUUGCUGACUACACCAGUUUCCCUGAACACAGCUUGGUGUCCUUCCAGUCUGACAUGAAGUGUUUGCUGCAGGGGAACAACUCCCUCAAGGCAUUCAAGAUCUCCAUGGCUCUAGUGCUGAUCGGGACAAACCCAAACUUGUUUUUCUUGAAGGGCCAGGGCCAGUACCUGGGUCAGGAUCCAACAAAACCCAUCUCCUGCACGCAGAACCCCAUUGACAUCCAUCCCUACACUUUUGAGUGUACCAAGGAGCCAGGUCUGUUUGCCAUGGGCCCGUUGGUGGGAGACAACUUUGUUCGCUUUUUGAAGGGUGGCGCUUUAGGCAUCGCCUCGUGUCUGCUGAAGAGACUCAAGAAGAAAGGGACGCUCAUCAGCAAUGGAGGGAAUAACUUCAUUUGAAAACAUGUUGGAGAAAAGAGCAAUACACGAAGGUCGUAGGAAACAGAUUUCCAGCUCUCUCACCAACUGAUAUAAAAGUUGAAGGGGAAAACAAGAGUUUUAAUGUUUUAAUCAUUUAGGCAGUUGUUUUCUCUCAUCAAAGCUAAGGCAUUGAGACCAAAAAGACAGUGGAUGUACGCUAAUUAGUUUCUAAAGAAACAAAAGACAGCUUUCAAGAGUCUUGUCUGACUUCAUAAGAAGUACCCAGAAGUCCAAGCUACCAUGUGUCAAUGUUUUCUAGUAAAUCUGUAACCUCACAACUGAAUGGGACCUUAUUUUCAUCAGGGCUAUUUAUUCGUUCACCAUGUGUCUUUCAAUCCAUUUACUAACAGCAGUUAAAAGUAGAGGCCAUUGCGCUCAUUCUCCAUGCAACUUACAGCUAUAGCUGUGGAAGUGACUGACACUCACAGAGCAAUCUGUGGUCCUGCUUACAAAGUUACGAUCAUCCGAACUCCAAACUGGAGUGGUGAGUAAUUGCCAUAUUGGACGCACACAAGCUUUAUCUCAGAACGUGUGACCCAACAAGUUCAUGGCUACGCAAUCUUAAUGUUCCUGAUUAUUCUGAGCCUAACAUUUUUCUUUAACUUCAGAGGAUUCUUUGUUUAGCUGCCAUUGUUGGUAGUUGAAGCCAUAUACCUAAAAAAGUUAGAAAAAGUUGGUUUGGUUAUAGUGCUACUGAAAAGCUUUCUAUGCAAACAAUUUCACUUGCAGAUCUGAAUGUAUUCUUAGAAACCCAAUUCUACUGUUUGGAUUCAAGUAUCCUGGCAAAAAGAUAUGAUCAUCAAAGGAUCACUCUGGUGUUGUGAUUCUGAUAAUGCUUGCUUUUUCUUUUUUCCAGAAAGAUUGUGAAUGUUUUUUCAUUUGGCAGCCUACUUUGACUUCUGAGACAUGGAAACCUCUCAUCAAAUGAAACCAUGCUUUUAAUUUAAUUUAACAAACAGCCAGUAUUGUUUUGUGAAGUGUCAAAUAACAGUUUAGACAGGUUGUGAGCAGAAACAGUAGCAAUACAUUCUCCCUUUCCUCUCUAUUCUCCUUCCUUCCUUCCUUCCUAUGCAGUACGCAUAAUGUGUUUGUGUGCUGCUCUUUGCACAACUCAUGGUUUGUUUAUUGUAACAUGAGAUUUUCAUUUUUUUCUUCAAUGCAAUAUGGUACUCUGAAUUAACGUGUGUGGGAGUGUGGUGGGGGUAGGGGGGUAAUGUAUUACGUAAAUAACACGUUACUGUAGUUAUAUUACUUUUUACACUAACAAAGUUAGAAGUUUGACACAUUACUGAUUUUUUUUGGUAAUCAUAACAGUUGACUAGUGAAAAUGUUUCUCGUGUUAAUUAUUACAUUUCAGCUGAAUUAUUCUUUGAUGCUUUUUUCACUGACUUCUGAAUAUUGUUUUGAUAUGAAUAUUAAAUACAUGCAUGCAGGCAUGAAAUAUUGCCUCGCAGCAGCUGCUGUAAGCAAAGGACAGAAAAGUGCUCGGACAGACUUCGGAUGUAAAAGUACAUGUAAGGAAUGCAGAGACUGGGUGACUCAGAAGAGGAGAUAACUAUUUAAGAUAACCAAUUAUUACCGUUUUGAAUUUACUAAAAAGGAAAAUUAAAAAUAUGAUCACAGUCGGACACUUCUGUCCACCACUUUCAACUCCAAGAGCAACCUGCUCGCUUAAUGAAGCACCAACAGGUUUAUUGUGUGUCCAUUCACAUACGUCACAUUUUAGUAGAUUUGUAUGGAUUUUAGAAAGCAACUUGCGAGUACCGAGUAGAACAUUUGGUUUUACUCAUUAAGUAAUACGCUAAAUAAACUCAUGGCAAUUUAGAGAGAAGAAUUGUUUAAAGGCCAGCCUCCUUCCUUUUGACACUCUGCUGCCCGUUUAUUUACAGCACAAUUCAUGUCAACUGCUUAGUCGACACUCUCAACUCAUACGCGGCACUUGCCUUGAAUAUGAAUAGACGGGUGGGCUUCAACUAUCCGCACAGAACGGCCCAUAAAUGUUCUGGCAUGACGACGACUUAUCUGAACAGUUUCAGAUCUGUAGAAGUGCCUGUAGGCUCAUCGGAGAUUGUUCGAGAAGCAGCAACUGGAAUCUCUCUUCAGUUCCUAGUUCAGCUAAAAGCAGGGAACACAUUUGGUCUUGAGGAAUAGCUGCUUUCAGCAUGUAGAAUUUUAACACUCUCUUGUACAACUGAAGAGUUUUUAAUGUUUUGUAUGGCGCAUUUUUUUUUAUUAUUGACGAAUAAAACUUUGACAAAAAUCUCUGAACAUGAGACUGUUUUGUUUCAUUGUUGGCUGUCAGUGGCUUCAUUACGUACAUUAUAUAUAGAAAGAACAGGAAGAACAGCAAGACACAACACUGGAAGAUAUGUCUGAUCAUCUUAGCAGUUAUAAAGCAGUUAUAGUUGAAGUGCAGAUAUCAGGCGUUAUCUAUCGAAUUAAAUCUGGAGUCCUUUUUAUACUUUGAUGAUGGAGCUUGACAAACUUCCUGUGCCUUUUGAAAUGAAUUCCCUCCAUAGGACGUUAAGAUGAUGGCGUUUCAUCUUCUCCUGCUUUGUUUGGUGGGGUUGUACCUAAAGACACACAAAAGAUGUUAUCUUACAGGUCCGUCCAUGUCAGGAUGGGCUGUUAACAUUCCUCGUGGAUCAUUCCUCAAUGUCCUUAGAGGCAUUUUGAAC